CUCUGUGAACCAACCCUGUGAAUAGCCUGUGGCAGCAAAGUAGACAGCAGCCAGAGAGAGUGGGACAACAAAAACAGAAAUAGUGAGUCAAGUUACUUUAGAGGGCCUAUCCGACUUAUUCAAAAACCUUUCCAAAACCGCUUUCCUCUUGGAGGGGCAAGUAAGUUAAAAUGUCCCAAAGCAGCUUUGUCUUCACAGCCACAGCUUUGCGUUCUCUUGAACUUGACAAGGACAUGCUGGAGAGGUACAAAUACAAGACACAGCGUGCCUCCUAUCAUGUCAGUAGCUAUUUGCUGAAGAAGGAAGCCAUGAACAGAGCACCACUGAGGUCCAGCAUUGCCCGGAAACCAGCUAUCUGUCAAGAUGUGGUCAUCCAAAAUGCUUUGUAUACAGGAGACCUUGAAGCUAUGCAGCGCCUUUUUCCUAGAGGAUCCACAACAAACCUUGUUAUUGAGCCGCAAGGAGGGGAAAUGCGCUGGGUUACCCGAGGGGAAGGACUAUGGUCGCUGACUUACGAGCAAGAGCUGACGACGCCACUUCACAUCACAGCUGGGCGAGGUUUUGAAGAUUGUCUGAGUCUCCUGCUGCAACGUGGAGCAAAUGUAGACCUAGCACCCGGUGGCACCACUGCCCUCCACGAGUCCUGUGAGAACUGCCAGCCAGAGUGUACCAAGCUGCUGCUGCUCCACGGUGCAAAUGCCAGUGCUGUGUCAGAAGAAGGUCUCAUGCCUUUGCAUGUUUGCACAAGCCCUGAAUCCCUGGAAUGUGCCAAAUAUCUUCUCCAGUAUGGGGCUCCAAUCAACGGCUGCAGUGUGGAUGAAGUUGACACUCCCUUACAUGUUGCAGCCCGGAACGGCCUCCCAGACCACACCGAGCUCUAUCUGCGUUAUGGAGCUGCUGUGAACAAACAAAACUGUGAGGGCUUCACGCCCCUGAAUGCAGCUUGUGCGCAACCUCAGGAGAAGCAGGACCUUGGGCGUUACUUCAAGGUGUGCCAGAUGUUGCUGGGGGCAGGGGCAAACAUCCAUACUGUCGACCAGGACAGACAUGCACCUUUGCACAUGGCCUGCAAGAACGUAAAUCCAGAUAUAGUGGAUCUGCUGCUGGCUAAUGGUGCGUAUGUUAACGACAUGGACUACGGUGGUGAAGCUCCCAUGCACAACAUCCUGAAGGUAGUCUGCUACAAGAUUUCCCACCAACCCGAGAGGAUUGUCCGUGCUCUGCUAAACCACGGCUCAAUUCGAGUGUGGCCAGGCGCUCUUCCCAAGGUUUUGAAGCACUGCUCACAAUCUCCUCGCACCAUCGAGGUUCUCCUGAAUGCCUACAGUUGCCUCAAAGUCACGGACACCUGGGUUGAGUCUGUGCCUGCAGAGAUGUUAAAGGAGCACAAAGAAUUCUAUGAGUCAGUGUUUUGUCUGGAAAGGACUCCGCGCUCCUUGCAACAUUUUGCACGCUGCCGUCUCAGGAACUUCCUGGAGGGCCGGCUGACCGAAGUGGUCCCAAAACUCGAUGUCCCCACCUUCAUCAAGAACUACCUGCUCCUGGACUACAGAGGAUAUAUCCAUUAGAGACUGAACUGGACAGGACUGCUAAACGUCAGUAAAAUGAACAAAUAAAUCAAAUUCAAGUUUAGGUUUUUUUCAAUAAUUAAUUAAAAGCAUAUUAUUAUCAGGACCUGCCACUUUGAAUGGCUGUCAGUGUUGUAUCACGCUGAUAUGCAAAUGAUUUUUCACCACAAGAGGGAGCUAUAGACAGGAAAAGAAAGGCCACACAGUGGAUAUGCAAUUUUGUUGUCUUUUUUAUUUAUUUUUACGUCUGCACUUGUUGUUACACACUUGCUUUAAAAAUGUAUUCUAUUGUAACCGUCAUAGUUGUAUGUUAAUCUGCGCAAAAAUGAUGUGUUCUACACUGAGUAUUGAAACGUAGGCCUAUAGUUGCAUAAAUAGUUGCACUGAUACAGAUGAUUGUAGAGAAUUUACAUCAAAAUUGGGCUGGAUUCGUAUAAAAAUAAAAUACAUCACCAAGACAGUAAUCUCGUUCUUCUUCCGUGAUUAUUUCCCAUUUUUGUGAUGUUUCUAUCUUCUUCUUUUUUUUAAAUUGUUUACUUUCUCAAAAUUUUACUGUGAAAAUGGGCUACAAAGGGAAGGGAAAACAGCAUUAAAGUUGGCAA
Molecule: messenger RNA, 2170 nt
Organism: Cololabis saira (Pacific saury)
Lineage: Eukaryota; Metazoa; Chordata; Actinopteri; Beloniformes; Belonidae
Gene: asb10
Product: ankyrin repeat and SOCS box containing 10
Exons: 5
Coding region: 171-1568 (465 amino acids)
Biological process (GO): intracellular signal transduction; negative regulation of delayed rectifier potassium channel activity; neuronal action potential
Cellular component (GO): axon initial segment; synapse; membrane
Molecular function (GO): transmembrane transporter binding
Source: RefSeq, a predicted model, not a curated record